AUCUGGAAGGCUACAUUGGGGUGGCUCCCAAUAGUAGGUCUUUAACUUACAAUUCGCAGUCUUGAUAGGAGAUAGGCCGAGCAAAGACUGGAAGAUAGAGAGAAAAGGAUAUCAAAAACAACCCAAGUACAGAAAUCAAGCAGAGAAGCCGAGUGAAGCAGUACAGUGAGAGCUCCAGAAAAAGUCAAGUAAAGGGCCGAAGAAAGAUUUCACCGGAGAUAUGAAAAGGAUCAGAUGUCCUGGUCUAGGAGCGAUAUACUCGAGAGGUCAAGAAAGAUGUCAACGGGGAAGCCAAAAGAAAAGUCAACAUAAAGAGGUCAAAGAAGAAGCCAACAAAGAGGUCAAAAAAGAAUUAAAGAAAAGAGGUCAACAUAAAGAUUUCAAAAAAGAAGUCAGCAAAGAGGUCAAAGAGGAAGUCAACAAAGUCAACAAAGAAUUGAAAAAAGAGUUCAAAGAAGAAGUCAGCAAAGAAGUCAAAGAGGAAGUCAACGAAGUCAACAAAGAAUUGAAAAAUGAGGUCAAAGAAGAAGCCAACAAAGAAGCCGACAAAGAGGUCAACAAAGAGGUCAACGAAGAAGCCAACAAAGAAGCCGACAAAGACGUCAACAAAGAGGUCAACGAAGAAGUCAACGAAAGUCAACAGAGAGGUCAACAAAGAGGCCAACAGAGAAUUGAAAAAUAG
Metschnikowia bicuspidata var. bicuspidata NRRL YB-4993 is the source of this 682-nucleotide messenger RNA. RefSeq lists its product as uncharacterized. Bases 221 to 682 code for a protein of 153 amino acids. The transcript is spliced from 2 exons. NCBI's taxonomy places the organism in Eukaryota, Fungi, Ascomycota, Pichiomycetes, Serinales, Metschnikowiaceae. The record is from RefSeq and is a predicted model, not a curated record.